Molecule: messenger RNA, 2070 nt
Organism: Cladophialophora psammophila CBS 110553
Lineage: Eukaryota; Fungi; Ascomycota; Eurotiomycetes; Chaetothyriales; Herpotrichiellaceae
Exons: 2
Coding region: 1-2070 (689 amino acids)
Biological process (GO): protein transport to vacuole involved in ubiquitin-dependent protein catabolic process via the multivesicular body sorting pathway
Cellular component (GO): endosome
Source: RefSeq, a predicted model, not a curated record
AUGAGCUCCGAUACUAGAGGAGAUAUUGACUCAGCCCUUUCAGUUCUCGAUGGUUGGAAGCCUAAUGACACGCACAAACGAACAGGCGAGGCAACUCUAGGGGUGGGUGGUCUCUUCACCCCUAGAGCAAGUGAAGAGCCAGACGCUUCCAGGACUGAAGGUGACCAGACAAGAGAUGAGGAGGCACGCCGAGCUGCAAACAAUGAUGUCGGUGAUUUCUCUACCUCAAGACGUCCGCACCCAGAUGAGGUAAAUGAUGACGUGAUUGAAGAUGUGCUAAAAUGUGGUGAUCAUGAGCAUCGCAAAAUCUUGGGAAUCAAAGACCAAUAUGAAAAUGCCUACGAGGAAGAGACAGCUAUCCUCGAUGCAGUUAACGAACGUGGAAAUCAAGCUAACCCUAAGUUUAGCACACACAAAGAUGCUGCAAAGGCCUUCGAGAAGAUCUUAGCUGCGGGUCGAGCACUGGGCGUUGGUGAUGAACAAAUUGAAGAAGUCAGGGAGUGGGACGGCGAUGAGGAGGACAACAACAAAGGAAUGGAUGGAGUUGAAAUGGAGUCUCCCGCUCCACACAAACUCAUCAUUAAGAUCUGGCAGCAAGCCACACCCGCCCUCGCCCAGCUGCAGAAAAAUCCCGCAUCUAAGGCGGCAGCCAAACAUCUGGAUGAACUAAAUGAUCAGAUUAGGAAACAAAAUGAGAAAGACGAAAUUGCGCCAGAUCAAUGGGUCAUCAAUUAUGCAGAGCUUGCUGAAGCAUAUCAGAAUGCUAGGCCAGCCAUUAAGCGCCUCAUCAAGAACCCAGAAGAUCAAGGUGCGAAAACGGAACUUGAAGGGCAUCAUAAUGUCUUAAAAGAAGUUAUUGACCGCCGUCGGUAUUUGGACUGGAACAUCAACUUGGACUUAUUCAAACCCUUACAAAGACAAGGUACCGCACAACCUGCUCAACCUACAACAGGUCAACCUGCACCUGCUGCUCAACCUGCACCUGCUGCUCAACCUGCACCUGCUCAACCUGCACCUGCUGCUCAACCUACACCUGCUCAACCUGCACCUGCUGCUCAACCUGCACCUGCUGCUCAACCUGCACCGGCUCAGACGUCAAUUCCUCCACAGCCAUUUUCUACCACGCAAGAACUUCCAGAGGCCGUGAAAAAGGUUCAAUCAGAGGUCUUGGAACUCUGGUUGAAGAUGGACUGGAGCACAUAUAAGACGAGUGAUGGAGAUACUAUUUUGUCCUACAAAGCUCUUUCAAGAGAGGGAAAAGAUCCCUACGGGUAUGAAUUCACAGUGAUGACCCAGGAGAGUCCUUACUUCAUGGUCAAAACCGGCUCCGAAAUUGGCAGCGAAAACAGGAACAGUUAUCUUGGCCUACCGAAUCCAUACCAGAGGAAAACUGAUCCAGGCGACCCAGAGACGCCGGUGUACACUUACAGGGACAAGGAUAAUUAUGUACGCUUGUUAUUCACUGCCACCAAACCACGAAAACAAACCGCGGUGGGGGGGAAGCCCAGAACCGGGGAUACGCAAUGUGCUGUUCUGUGGAAAGACGGCAAAGUUUCGGAAAUGGCUAGAGCCCACUUCAGGAAAGUAACGACCGAAGACGAAAAGAAGGCAAUUGAGAGAUGUUGCAAGGCCAUUAGCAUUCCGCCACCAUGGGAUAUAGACCCUAAGGGCAUCUUCGUGCCGACAGGUACCGAUCUGGGGCGGGAUCUUUUACACGGGGGGCGUACAGGUUCACUGAUUAACCUCAAGUCUUCUCCCACAAGCACAGCAUCCCACGAUGCCGCCCUUCAGGGAGUGGUGACUAGUCUGCAAAGUUCCAUGGUGUCACUUCAAGCAAGCCUACAAGCGAUGGAUUCCAAAGUUGAGAGAAACUUGACGGCGAUGGAUUCCAAAGUCGAGAGAAACUUGACAGCAAUGCAAGAGCAAAUCAAAAACCAACAAACCCUUCAAGGGCAAAUGCAAGUUCAAAUGCAGCAACAAAUGCAGCAACAAAUGGAAAUGCAGGCUAAAUUGUUGCAAUUCCUGAAUCAGUUCAACCCAUCACCCCAAAACUCAUCCUCUACAACAUAA